AGCCAGGCUCUCGAAAAGCAAGCACUGUUUGGACUUGAAAGAAAUACUGAAGAAGGCCCUACCACAAAUUGGCCCCUGCUCAAGAGUGGAAAGAAGGCCCAGCUCCGCGUACCCAGCGCCCCUAGCGGCCAAAAUUCGAAGUAGACACCAUCCCGGAUUCGGGAGGUUGCCAGUCGUGUGUUGACCGCCGUUGCGUGCGUAUCGAUUUUGAGGUUAGUUUUCGAGCGCGUAACAAACAUUCUGUGUACCCCCUUCACAAAUGCACACAUCUAAAUCUCGAACUUAAAAUCUUUCACUACACGAACAUGACUAGUGUUUUCAGACUCAUGUGUUUACAAGGAUCAAAAAACAUAACUUGAUUAAUCAAUCAUAAAGUUAUUGGAUCCUCAAAUUUUCCCACCAAAGUGAACAAUAAUUCAACAUCCUUCUUUUGUAAUUUUUCCUCAGUGAUCUGUUUUGACAGCUGUAAACCACCUUUUGUGUAUCUUGUGCGGUUGUGUUUGUAUUCCUAAUCAAUGAUGAAAUCUCUGUUGUUUGCCGUUUCGAUUUUCUAUUUAAUUGAAAACUUUUGUGUGGUUUUGAGUGAGGAGAUCGCAUCCCCGCUGAGGGUGGCGCAGUGCAGGGCGUCCUGUGUACAUAUUUUCCAACCAGCGUUGGGCUCUGAUAGAUGUCGGAAAGGAUCUGAGUGCAGCAUUUGUUGGGAUGCCUGCAAGGUUCAUCAACCAAACGUCUCAUCAAUAUGCUCGCAACCAUCAAUUUGUGGUCCCGGCUGUGAAGCGGCCUGCCAGUUCGCAUCAGAAGCGGACAGCGGAGCGCAGCGAGCUCCCGUGUUAGUUCGACGCGGUGAAGAGGUCUUAAAAAGAGACGGCGAGGAAACCAGAUGGCCGGCACCCGCGCCCGAGCUGGAGGGACCCUGGGUGUAUCUAGUGAUGCGGCGACUCACCAUCCCGGGCAGCUCCUGGCGACAGAUCACGCAAACCCUCGACCUCGCCGCCAAGAUCCCUACCGGAGGCAUGGUCAGAGUCCUCGUGGUCGGGAAAGAUGGACUGGUAACCAUUUACGGACCGGAAGAGGAAGAGGAUGCGGUGCCGAACGCGGCGGAAGGCCCCGGAUGGCACCUGCGGGAGGUGUCCGUGAUUCACCAGGAGGCGGUGGUGAUUGCUGAGGUGGCCUGGGAGUCGAGGAAACCGCAUGGAUUGUACCUGGUGACGUGGGAGGUGGCCGGUGGUGGUUUGAGAGGAAACCUCAUCACAACAUCCACGUGUGUUGCAUUAUCGCUGUGGCCCGAUACUCAGUUCCAUGUUCAGGUGGAGAUCAUGAUGGCAGUGCGCCAUUACGGAGACAGUGGCGACACAUCUUCAGCUCCACUGCCACUCAAGAGUGAAGAACUAAUAAUCGAUACUAGAAGGUCGAAAGAGAUGGAAGUGCUGGAGGAGGAGGAGGAGAACGAACUGGAGGCGGUGGAGGAGAGACUGAAAGCGAUAGAAGAUGGCGACCACGACAGAGAUGUCAAACAGAACCUGGUGGUUGAUAAAAGUCCUAAAAGUUCGCAAAGACAUCCAAAGGCAGAACUCGCUAGCUACUUGUUUGCGAUGAAGAGCAACAACUCAUCCAGUAUGCUAUCGCUGAAUAUGGAAUUGCUGACCGGUGUACUCAGCGCGAUGAGUUUGUUCCUGCUGCUCAUGGGGAUCUACCUCCUCACAAGGACUGAGCGCAGUGAUAAGCCUCAAUUGACAUCGCAGCAAGAAUAUCCAACAAUAUCAGUGGUGACAGUUCCAGACGUUCUAAAGCCAUGCAACUCACAGCACUCAGCCGCUUUUGCAGUCACGUGAUCUGUUUAUUGAGUAAAGACUUGAACAUUUCAACUAAAGAAUAACCCGGUUCCUUCCAGGCUUAGAAGGUUGUGUUUAUGAAUUCUAAAUGAGACUGUAAAUAGAUUUGGAUAGUUAACUAUCACUAUUUGAUAGAUGGAACUAUUUUCCUGGUUGUAACAAAGUCUGUACUAAAGUUGUCUCAGAAUAAUACGAUCAUGAUAAAAUUGAUUGUUGAGGAGUUUUUAGCUCUAAUUGUGCGUUAGAUUUGGAAACAAAAACGUAACACAUGAUGUCAAAUUGUGACUGUAACGGAUCAAUUAGUGUUGAAUCAAUUUAUGAUUCGAAGAAACAGUUUGUUGGAUUUCCAUACAAUGUCAAUAAUUCUCAUCUAUCUCGACACUUGAUAUUACCAUCAGUACUGUUACUUCCAAAUAAAUAAGAAAUGUACGUAUUGUGAAGUGUAAUCAAUGAAUCAGCUGUUAAUCAAUGGUGUUAUGUAUGGUGCUUCUCCAGUUAUACUCAAUUUAUACUCGAGAUGGUUUUAAUGACAGUAGUGUAUAUUAUUUGAGAUCUUAGUUCAACUUUUCUCAAUGAAGAUGGAGUUUGAGCAGUCGAAUAUUUCUCGAUCUAAGUUCAAUAUUUACCUAAAUUUUAAAAUUUAUUUAUAAGCGAUACAUCUUCAGAUGAACCUGGAGUUGUGAGAAUAAUUAAUGUAGGUUUUGAGAAUACGGUUCAUAGCAAAGAAAUCUAUAGUUUGAGAAAGAUUCCUACAUUUCCGAAAGAAAGUAAAAGUUAACGAAUCACUGAAUGAACGAAGCUAAUCAUUUAUUAUUCAAUAAUUUCGCUUUCCUUAUUCCCAUUGAUGAAUGGUUUUUUGAAUUCUCAAAAGUUAUUAAAUUAUCUAUUGAUAAACGGCAAGAAACUAUUCAUUCGAUUGAAGACUGUGUUGUCGGUGUAUAGACUGUUUCAUAGUCUAGAAUAUCAAUUUACAUCUUCUGUUUGACAUGAACUAUCCCAGUUUAUUGUAAUUAAUUGAAUUCUGUAUGGGGUCCUACUAAAAUGGUUUGGUUUUCAUGAGCUUCAAUGAAGAAUAUGAAAGUCAAUGAUAUUCUUCCUCUAAAUGCGACAACUUAUCUCAUAUAAGCUGUUAUUGUUGUUAUAAGACAUCUUAUAGAGAAUGUACAUAAUGCUUAAGAAAUAAUGUUUGUAAAUUUUAUUCUAGUCUCUAAUAGUAUUUAUUGUGUAAUCUUCUACUCUAUCAUUUUACAAUAACUUUAGAAUAUUGAAUAUGUUUAUUACUUCAUAACUGAUUCUCCUUUCUCAAAUCGACUGAAUCCGUUUUGUAUUAUGAAUUAAUGUUAUUACAAUGUUAUAUACUGUACUUGUAAAUCGUUUUGAGGUAUGAUGUGAACUAUUUUAAACAGUAGAAUAUCUAUCAGUCGUCAGUUUUUAAACAAUUUUUCAAUACUGUAUUUUAUAGAGUUUAUCAGGCGAUGGUGCUCAUUACAGUCUUUCAGUUCCAGUAUACAAAAUAUUGAUAUCUUAUCAACUCUUACUUGAAAUUCAUUCUAUAAUAUAUUAUAUAACAUAUAGUAUUUCACUUUCGAAUAUACGUAAUAUCAAUCAUUUUUAAUCGCAUUUCAAUUUUAUUGCAUUUCAAAUUAACAAGAAGAUUUUUUCAAUGUACAUUUUACUAGGCCUACUCAAUGUUUAUCAUAAGACUGUAUGUAUUUAUUCAUUUUGUUUCAACAACAUUGAUAUAUUAUAUUCAAAAUGAUCUUUAUAAUCGGUAAAAUUAGAAUUAGCAUUUUAAUUGUACAAUUGAAAGGAUGAGUAUAGUGAUUUAUCACCUGCAAAAUGUGUAUUUGUGUAUAACCUGAUUCUCAGUGUUGAAUGAAUUCGACAAUUAAUUGAAAUCUUGUAAAUAUAAUACAAACGUGUAUAAUUUUUUUAUAGAAUAAUAAUAUGAUAGAAUCAUAAUUAAUCAUUAAUU
This is a messenger RNA of Nilaparvata lugens (brown planthopper), 3807 nucleotides long. RefSeq lists its product as uncharacterized. Lineage: Eukaryota; Metazoa; Arthropoda; Insecta; Hemiptera; Delphacidae. The record is from RefSeq and is a predicted model, not a curated record. Bases 516 to 1832 code for a protein of 438 amino acids. The transcript has 6 exons.